Molecule: messenger RNA, 867 nt
Organism: Lizanozyma spartinae
Lineage: Eukaryota; Fungi; Ascomycota; Pichiomycetes; Serinales; Debaryomycetaceae
Exons: 1
Coding region: 1-867 (288 amino acids)
Biological process (GO): lipid homeostasis; mitochondrion organization
Cellular component (GO): mitochondrial outer membrane
Source: RefSeq, a predicted model, not a curated record
AUGAGUUUAGGAUCUCUAGAAAGAGUUGUUCCAACUCCUAUAGAGGACCCGGAGGAGCUCGGGUGUGAGUCUGGGCCGUUAUCGUCUUCUAUCAACGGCGCAAGCGUAUACCUGUGGACUUCAUUACUUCGAGAUGUUCAAAGAUUAACUGCUUAUGGAGUAGUAUCAUUUGCCACUAUCCAUUGGGCCUCGGUAGGCUUGCUUCCUGCGGUGGCCCCAAGGCAUGUGGCCCAACAAGUGUUUGAAAUGGCCAGAUCUUUAUAUUUGAAUGACGUUGGUGAUAUCCUUCUUGGUGUAAGUAUUGUAGGGCAUAUUACCCUGGGUGUUGCCAUUCGAAUCACUCGGUCAAUAUUUAGUAAGAAUAACAAGUCUUCUACGGCGGCUAAGUCAAACUCAACUCCAGUUCAUGAAUCGGAAUCAGCAAUUGGUCUAGGAGGAAUAGGUUCUUUAAUUGGGUUGGGGUAUAAAAGAAGUUGGAUAUCAACUGUGGUGCCUCUGUUAAACCCCAUUUCGCUAAGUGGAUAUCUUACCAUCAUUCCUCUUGCUUAUCAUGUCUAUAAGUUCCGGUUGGUGCCUAUAUUGGUUGAUGGUGACUCCAAUAUGAUUAGUUUGGAUUAUGUAAGCUAUUACAUGGGUCUGUGGUUGAAUUGGAGUAUGUUAAUUGGACUUGGUUUAAUAGGCAGUUAUCAUUUGGUUAGUGGAGGACUUUGGAUGCAACGGAAAUAUGGAGCUGCAUGGAAGAGAUUUGGUUAUGGAGUCUUAUUCACUGUCUUAUCAUUGGGUACCGUUCUGAUAUCAAGAUUACGGAAGAUUGAAGAUACCAGUGGGUUUAUUUCAAAGACAUUUACUUCCUAUUUAAGUUACUAG